UAUAAGUAUACCUUACGAGCAUAAGCAAUUAUAUAUAGAAACGAACAGAGCAUAGAAUAAGCAGCUUAGCAUCUUAGCUCUUUCUCUUGUGCGAUAUACACUAUGUGGAUUUUUUUACUAAAGUGACAAUGUUCUAUACUAGUGUUCAUCCUUCUAGCAAUAUUAUAUAACCGGUUAUCGUUAUACUAUAUACAAUUAUUUUACGCUCGUAAAUAGUUAAAAAUAGAAAUAAACGGGACGUAGAAUGAACCGAUUACUCUUAAAACUACUUGUGUAAAUCGCAGUUUAAGGAUUUCCUUCUUUUUUUUCAUAAAAAUGGAGAUAUUCUGUAGUAAGGUGUUCAUGUCUCAACAAUAUUAUAGCAUAUUUAUCCAUUUUACAGCAUAAAACGCUCAAAUAUAGAAGUAAAUGGGAGGUAUGGAAUGUGUAUAUUGUUCUUAAAUGCAUGGCUGGAUUCGCGAUUCGGCGAUUUUCUAGCAAAAAUCUGCAGCAAAACGUUAGAGAGUCUUAGCGGCCGACCCAGUUUACCGACGAUUUAUGCGUUAAUGUGAAAGAGAACAAACACAAGAAAUCUCCCAGGAACUAAUUACCUAACAGAGGAUCAAAAUUAAUCUUGUAAGUUACAGCCGUCCAGCGACUGUCCAAUAAUAAACCCUUUUUAUCGCAGUUGUUAAGAUGUGCAGGAAUGUAGAGAACCCACCUGCGCAUCUUCUCGUACAAGCGGUAUGCGCGCCAUUCUGAAUGAAUAGGGGCCUCUCGAAUGACGUAAUCGGAGGAGAGGUCAGACAGAUGCCAGACGAAGAGGGUCAGGUGAGAGUCGAGCCGCCUCUUUCCUUACAAUUGUUGGUUGGGUAUAGGUCCGACAUCGUCUAGAAAAGUGCAGAAAAAAUAAUAGUCCCUCUCGAUUUACACGAAACUUUCAUUUAGAAUAGAGGAAUUUCUGUCUUCAAUGAACGAGUUUAAACGUUUAUAUUCGAGGAUCCUGGCGCGGGAUUUUUGCACCACCCGAAACGGGGCAACUCCAAAGACUUUGGUGAAUUCUGCCAUUGUUGUCGGGAGCUUCGACUCAUUGUUCGAAAAAAUCUACUCGUUCAUUCGCCAUUCGAUAAUUUUAGAACACAAAAACUGUCUUCUCCUUCACUGAAUUGCUUUCCUUUCAGUUUUUAUUUAACAAUUCGUUCUUUCCAACGUAAAUUCGUAAACAUCCGCAAAAAUUUCUACAUCACUUGACAUUCUUGAUUUAUGGGACAUUAGGUCGCUAGUACGAAAGUGCAUGGAGUAACGCUAACGCUUUACGUAUUGUUACGAGCAUUUUGCACGUUACUCGAAACGAAAUAUACUUUAUGCGGAAUGGAAAAGUUUUAUUUUCGGUAUGGCCAACUGCGUCCGACCUAACGAAAAAAUUGAAUUAAUCAAAGACGAGAAAAAAGUAAUGCUAAGACAAUGCAAGGACGGUCCAGAUGUCUGUAGGCAUAAAUACACUUUGUCUAACUUGGUGAGAAAAAUUAUUUAUGCAGAAUAUAUCACUUUCUUUCGCUCUUCUUUACUUUUUUCAGCUUUGUAAGAGUUGCGAGGAAAGAGUGAAAAUCGUUUUAAAGUCGAAUGUUUUAAUAGAAUGUACCGAAAUUUCGGCCGGAUAAGAGCUCGUCGGUUUUCAUUCGUGCAUGCCUAAACGGUAUUACAAUUAUCAACAGGUCUGCAGAACAUAGUUUCUGCGCUUAAGUGUCAUUGCAUUCGAGCGUUUUUGUAAUCUUGCACCACAGACUAUAAAUCAAGACUUGAAAAACUGAAAAAAAGUUAUAAUCUAACUAAUAAUUCCAUCGUCUAAAUUGAAAGUAUAACGUCGAACGACAGAUAUCUUGAUCGUAAUCGAUACUUAUCCCUCCUCGACCAUUGACAGUUUACGACGGGGGGAUCUUCGGCCGCGAGCGAACGACCCCGUUUCGUGUCGGGAUUGGCGGUCCUGUCUGAGACGAUCGAUCUAGCCGAAUUGACGAAUGUCCUUCGAUCGUAAAUUCUCGAUAAUAUCCGAAAAACCUGCCCAGGAUUGGAAAUUUUUUUGUGUGUGUGUGUUCUUUGUUGGCACGCGCAUCGAGAGGCGGAGCGUGCGGUGCCAAUAAACUUGUUGGCUUCUUGCACGCCGUUUCGGGUGGACAGCGCCGAAUUUCGUUAUGGACCGACAAAGAUAUCUUGGCAGAAGUCGGCUAAUUGCUCGACCAAAGAGCCUAUUUACCGUUCAUUCUUCCGACCGACUGCACCUGGACACAGGUGUUCUCGCCUAUAUCUUCCGAGGACGUUGUCCUCGGACCGUUCCACCUCCACUAAAUAUCGAAAUUUGCCACCCUAUCUUUCCCUUUAUCUCUACACGCAUUCUUAGAAUUCCCCCGGUUACAAAUGACUCUGGCACUCUACGUUACAUUCUUAGAACUACUGUAGAAUUCUCGGAAUUAUUCUUCUAGAAGCUUUCGACUAAAAUAGUCUAGAGGAAUGGUCAUUUACAUGGAUGACACAAUAGCAUCUUCUGAGAAAUUCCAAGUAGUUAAAUGGAAAUGAUCUAGAUUUUGAUUUCUUUCAGAAAUGAUCCGAUAUUCUUCCAGAAUUUGCCAUUAUUUCCUUGCUUGCACUUAUUUUAAUAAGCCACACUUACUACAGAAAUCCGCACCAUGCCGAAUCAGAGUAGAUAUCCUGGAUUUUUCUUUAUCUUAAUUUUAUGGAAAAACAUUUUAGUAUUCCUCAAUCCGUACGCAAUUGAACUCGACCGAUUCAUUCAGAAGUUGCCCGAAUUUUAUGAGAGAUUUCGACAAAGUGGGAACUGUACCAGCAUCUAUAGAAAAAGAUCUAAUUCUGCAUCAUCGAUAGCAAGAUUUUGGUUCACUAAAUAAUCUAAAAGUUCUAUAAUUGCGUGGCCGAUCGAAAUGUUUUGUUAAUUAAGUGUAAUUUUGACGUGGUGUCAACGGAAAGGUUUCUUCUAGAGGGGUGUCGCGACUUCUAGAAAUUGUCAUUUCUCUACGCGGUAGAGUUUACACUCCAAACAUAAUGCUAAUCCCGUUUUUUUCCGUGAAUUAAUUCCUGUAGAAACGAAGUUAAUUUAAAAUUUGCAAGCGUUGCAUCCGUACCUGGAAGCAAUGUCGCAUUUUCGAUCGUCGGAGGUAAUGGGGUUCGGGUGCGAACGUGGGUUCGUUCGACUCGACUAAACCCGUGUAGGACGAUCCAUUGGCAAGAGGCCGUGUGCUGCCGAGUUAAGUGAAAAUUUAACAAUUAGCAGAAAGUAUCGCGUAAUAGAGCAUAAAAAGGACGAAAGUGCAGGUGCGCUCGACCGUGGGCGAUUCGUGUCCGCCAUGAUAAUUAAGGGAAUCACGACGCUCUUUUCCGUCUUUCUGCCACUGAAUUUGGACUUGUUUAUCCCCGGACACACGUGUUGUUGGCAUAUCGCCGCAUCAGCGGUUGCCGUGGCAACACCGCCCUUGCCCGACCUUGAAACUUCUAUUGAUCUAAUGGGGUUAGACGUUGUUGCCCGGGUCGGCGUCGCCCGGCAACCGGAGAUGAGCGGUGCAGGAAGCAACCAUCUACGUUCGAAUUCUCCUGCCCGGGAUGUCCACGACGUGCAUCGACACGUGUAUCCGUUCGAACCCUCUCCGACCGCUUCGAAGAAAACGUAAAUAAGAGUGACGAAACAUAUAAAUCCCUUCUACUAUAAGGGGGAGCUCGAGGGUUUCGCCAGACUCUAAACGCGGCUGCCAGCGCCCGACUGAGAAGAGAAAUUCAACUUCUGCCUUUUUUUUCCGAUCCGCGGAAUUUAAACCUUAAUAACUGGGUAGAAGAAAAAAAAGCCGUAACCGCGAAAUAGUAACAAUUUCACACGUCAUUAAUAACGAACUCGAUAACGUAUGAAUUAGUUAAGCCAAGCGAAGUGACGGUGUAAACAAUAGGCACUGUGGAUAAUAGCUGGUGGAGGGAGAGGGGUGGAUAAUGUAUUAAAGCACUAUUCUUCUGGUAUAAUGCGCCUGACCUUAACUGAGCUUGUGAGACACCCCCGGGCGUUUCUCUACGGAUUCUCUCUACGAGAUUCGUCUUUCUGCUGCUACAACUUUCUUCGAACGACUAAUUAAUCCUCGGGGAUGUACUAGCCUAGUAAAUCGAAAAAUGCAGCAUUUCUUCUGUUACGGACUUCGAUACUUUCUACAAUAAUCUUUGCCUCGGGAGGAUAUGGAUUCUUUGGUGCCUUCCAAAAUAAUCAUCUCUUUAGAUACUUUCUAGAAUCUACAGAUUCUUCGACUAUUGUAACACAAUACUUACUUCGAGAGAGAGUGGAUGUAAGCAAAACCCGCUACUUCAAUUUGGUCUAGCAAUUUCCAUAUACAUCCGCCCUCUGUUGAAGCAGAGACAGCGAUUACCUUCCAGAAACAGGUUCAAAUAAGAUCGAGAUCCAGAAUUUUAUAGAGACGUAAUGUAAACGAAUUAAGUUAGCAUCUCGCCAACACUAUCUUGCCAAUUAUCAAUUAUGCUAAAGUUUCGACGACUGUCGCAGCAGCGCCCAUGCGAUUAAGCAAAGGGUCUUUAGCUACGAAUAGAUAACUGGAGAUAAGGAGCCAUCAUUAUUCAUGGCUCGACUAACCGGUCGCCUUCUACCUAUACCGUCUCUCCGUCCUGAUCGAUCGAAAACGUUGCGAUCGAUCAAAUAUCGAAGCGAAAAUCGAUCGAGUGCGAGCACGCGGUUAAAUCAGACCUGUUAAAAAGUCAACGACGGCGACCUUUUGUUUUGUCGCUCCGUAAUCAGCCAGUAUUCAUGCUUUAGGCAAAAACAAAUAGUUUGUUUUUCACUCGCUAUCUAAGCAUUUCGCUCUGAAUAAGAUCUAUGAAAGCCCCUUGAUGAGAUAUUAACUUUUUCUUCUCCUUCAAUAAGAAAAUCUCUCCGCUGACAACUGAUUCUUCCACUUUCAUCUACCCCGAUUCAUCAGAUAAGAGUACACAGGAUUUCUUAAAUUGGCAUACGUAUCGUCAUCUGGGCCGACGAUCUGAAGAUGAUUCUGACAAACAAAAUCUUCAACACUGACUUUUUUCAACGAUGUGAGACGAAGAUCUUAUCUACCGAAAACAAUUAUUGAAUUUUUAAUUUGAUGCAUGUUUGCAGAAGAGCCGUGCAAAAUGAAAUUUGAUUCGACCAGCAGUUUUAAAGUGGAAGAACCUCGGAUCUAAACUUUUAAUUUUGUCCACGCCAAAGAAAUUUUUUGCAAAAACAUGCAACAGAAAGUUAGCAAAUAUUUAAGAUAAAAUUUAUUUUGAUUUUUCGACGGAAUGAGUAGAAAAUUUGUGCAUUUAUCGAAAUUUCGUAGCAGAACGAGCAAAUUUCCGAUCGGAAUUCUUAAUAGAAUGCACAGUUUGGUUAGAAAACGUAACCGAUGCAAUGUAGAAAGACGGUCGUAAAUAUAUUUUAAUCGCAAAUUACAUUGCUUCGAGCAUCUUAAUAGGUUUUAGCCUGUAAAACUCUCCGUUUAAACGCAAUAAACAAAAUAAAUUUCUGCAAAAUAUGAUUCGAUAAUGGAGAAAGCGAAUUUGCUAUGCAACAAAAUUCGUUUGGCAAGCCGAAAUUUUGCAGGAUGCAUAUUUAUGAAGAUUUUUCUCGAGCGCACUGCGAUCGCACGUAAGCGAGAGGGGACGAACCAGAUUUUUGCGAACAGGGCCGAUUUUUGACACCUGCAGGAAUAUUUAAAGUAUGUCGAUAAAAAGUAGAAAACUUUUUAAGAUGCAGAGGUAUGGUUAAUUAGAUGGAACACGAUUUAGUAAGAGGAGCGAGUCACUUGCAUGACUAAGAUCGUGAUUGGAAAAUUAACUAAUCGGCCCUCACCCCGAAUAUAUAUUCUACAGUUAAGGAGACAUUACUCGGCAAGAAUUAUUUUGUUAUGAGUUUGAGGUGGAGUUGCAGGUGUCUGGAAAGGUGGAUCACACUCUUCCGAAACGUCACGUUCCGAGUGGAAAACCCGUUUGUCGAUGUAAUCUGUCUCGAACUCUCGAAUAUCGGGGGUCUAGCGAAGGAUCGGCAUUUUUUUUUAGAUUAAUUUCGACCCUCAGAUAUCGAAAUUGCUGCGUUCGACAUUCUUGGGGUAACUAGCGAGAUGAUGAAUUAGCAAACGUCACUACGUCUGACGACUUAAUCGAGAGUCGAGCCAUCGAAAAAUUUCGCUAGUGACAAAUCGCCGGAGCGAGGCGAGCAUACUCGACAGGCUGCAAAACGUGCAGAAAAUCCCGUUCGAUAAUGGCGCAACAUCCGAACUGUAGGUUAAAGACCAGGCCAAGAAUCCGGUCUUUAGCCGACCGGGUCUGGGAGUUCGAAUCUCGAAAAGCUCCAUCGAGUGUUCGGAACGUAUUCGCUCGGUGGCUAAACUCUUAUUUACUCGUUCGAAUCUAAUCCGAACGGCCGAAUCGUCUUUCCAAAAACACCUUCACUUUUCUAAUUUGGCCGAACGUGUUGGCGUUUUUGGAAGAACACGGACAACACUCGUUCAGACUUCCAUCAACCGGUGUAGAUAGUUAUUUGUUCGCUUUCACUUAAACGUCCGUUUUACAGGACCGCAUCCGAUUCCGUUCAUUCAUGUCUCUCGGAGCAUUCGAUAAUCGAUUAGACAACACAUCUCACUGGCAUCGGCGCGUUUUUAAAAAUGCAUUAAACAAAGCCCAUCCCGUCCGUUUACGUUUUUGAAACGAUAAAUGUCUGAAUACUUUAGGCUGGCAAACACCAGAUACGCCAAGCGGUAUUAAUAAAAGCUUUCGGGCUUCGUACGGAUGUAAAGGCUAAUGGGAGAAGAAGCGGCAAAUAGUGGCUCGGCACUUAUCGCGCGCUUAAUAUCACCCUCCGACUUCUGUAAACUAGAUACGACGAAUCCCACGUCCGAUUAAAAGCUCAUUGCCCAACCUCGACAGCUGGAAGAGCGAAAUUCCAGAGGGGUACGCAUACGAUACGUCAUGGAGUAGCGAACUGUGACCUUUAUAGUCACGCGUGAGGAAAUGAAUCGUUAACUGUAUUGUAGUGUCGACUUUCGUCCGUCCACACCUGUCGCUUCCCGCCUACGCCGCCGAUGUUUUCGGCGAUUCCGGCGGCGCGAGAAGAGGGGUCGAGCGUAAGGAAAGAAAGAAAUAACGUUGGGCGACGCAACGAACGUCUGCGGUGGUCACCACCCCGGUCGAGUUUAAUGGGAACAAAACGUUCCCGGAAAAAGCGACGUAAUCGGUUAAUAGCGGAUAAUAAAUAAUUAAUGCCGUCUCGUCGGAUAAUGAGCACUUUGGUAGUCGGCCGAAGUGUCGAGUGUUUAACGAUCUACGAAUCGUCGAAUUCUUCCGCGAAACGGCACCCUUCUUUAAUUAAAGAGUUUCGGAUGACCGUGCCAUACGAUCCUCGAACCCGGUCCCACCCACCUCCUCCAUCCCGGAUAAUCGAGAGGCGUAAUUAGCCGAAGCCCAGGUAGGGGUGGUCGAAUGACGACGACUCCAAAUCGGCCCACGUGAGGCGCUGCAGUCGUUGCGUAGAAGCUAGGCGCGGACGGUGCGUUCUACACGUGCUCGGGUUGCUAGGAGACGAGUCGACAGUCCAAUGAGAUGGAAGCGGCCGACGCGCUCGUUUAAGUAAGCGACGAGCGGUCUGCGCUUCUCCCAUUAAACCCAUCCACCCCGUGGCCGCCACAUGACAUUAUGAGUGGAUCCGGCGUCAACUUAAUGGUGCCUCUGGACGGCUCCUACUCGACUCUCCGACCGGACAACGGAAGCGCGGGGUCUAUGUUGUCUAUCAAUCAUCCCAACUACACUCUGUGCCGAAGCAGACACACUGCCAACGAUCUUCUCGCCAACGACCCUCUGUUGCCUCUGAGUCCUUACUACUGGCCCAGUUACGCUUUUCCUCCAUCCUGGUUCGGUUCUCUCAAACAGACGACGCCUACGAUAGUUAACAGAGGUGAAACCAAGGAAAGAAUACUCGAGAAGGAAAUAGCCAGAGCGACCAGGAAUGCGGAACCCAAGGAAGGUCUGACAGAAUCUCCUGUUGGACCGACGGUGAAAAUAGAAGAGAGAAGCCCAAUCAAGUGUCGUGUCAUUAAUAAACCUCGCAGCUCCUCCGACAGCAGCAUCACAUGCGGUAUCGGCAAAGUGCCCAUGAAUGGGCCAGAGGGCAUGACAGCUACGACCGAUCCGUGCGGCGAGCAGCACGUGUGGCUCGGUGAAAAGACUCGUCGUUCUUCUACCUCGCCCAUUCAAAUGACCGGUUCGGAUUCGGCUAGGAUUAUCGGCAAUUCCGGUAGUCUGUUUCGCCCGCCUCCCGCCGUACCCGGAAGUUCGGACCACAAUCGCAUCUACCCCGCAUCUUCGUCGACGUCUACCUCUAGUGGCAUCCAUCUCUACCAAGCUCACGCUGCCAGUUUCUCCGGUUACUACCCGUAUGGCCAAGGAUCACCGUAUUCUAGUCCACCCAGACAAUACUUCAGUCCUUCCAAGUCCUUCGGCCUUCACACUCAGGGUCAAGGACACGGCGACACCACCAAGACUUCGAAAGUUCGCCGAAGCGCGGAAGAAACCAUUUCGUCACCUAGACACACGAAAACAUCGAGCUCCGAAGUCGGCAAGGAGCAAUCCCAACCGUCGGCAUCCUAUCGAGUUCCUACCGGAAAAGAGGGAUCUCUCAAACACCGCAUCUUACGUCCUCCUAGCAUCCACAUCGUAGAGCCACCCGCCAGUUUAGCGGGAGAGGCGCCUCUAUCGGCGCCUCCCAUUCAAAGACACAGGGAGGAACCCUCGGCCAAACUCCCGCGAGUGAUCGCUCCCAACAAUUCUCAACCGAAAUCCCAACAGAGUAACUGGCAAGUUCGACGCCAGAACACAUCGCCGUCCAAUCCUCAAUUGCAGUAUCCCGUGUAUUUCAUGAAAGGCUCCAUCAUACAGUUAGCCAGCGGACAACUGAAGCAGGUGGAGAACUUGAGCACGGACGAUUUCUUGCAAAGUGCCGAAGUCAGUGCGGAUCUUCGCAUCGAUUCCAGUACCGUCAUCAAGAUCGAAAAGGCUCAGACGUCCGAUUCGGUCAGCUUGAGUUUCUCCGUGGGACACAACGAAGUACAGGUGACGGUGGAAGCGCCGGUGGAGCAUCCCUUCUUUGUGUUCAAUCAAGGAUGGUCUUCCUGCGAUCCCGAAAGAUCCGGACAGAGAUACGGCCUAUCCUGUCACAAAUUGUCUGUGGGUGACGUUUGCAUCUCUCUGACGCAUCGAGACGCCGCUACCACUCUGUCGAAUCCUCAAAACAACGCCGGUAAGUCGCAGAGGCAACCCACGGAAGUGACCAAAUUAUCCGGUCCUCAGACGGCUUUCUCCAACCAAGCCAAGAGGAAAAGACGAUGGUCUGCCCCCGAUCAUUUAGAACUACAGACGGACAAACCGAAAUCUUAACUGCGUGUAGAUACCGAAAUGUACAUUGCUGUAUAUAGCUGUGGCCAUAGGAAUGUUGCCAUUCAUCUUUGGUUGUACAUCUUCACUUUUAUAUAUAUACAGUUCGUAUACUUAUCAUGUAGUGUUCUUUUUCUUUUUUUUAAUGAAUUACUGUUGAUCCGUUAUAGAAUGUCAUGGAAUUAAAGUGGUUUAUUAUUAUGCC
Molecule: messenger RNA, 9622 nt
Organism: Centruroides sculpturatus (bark scorpion)
Lineage: Eukaryota; Metazoa; Arthropoda; Arachnida; Scorpiones; Buthidae
Product: ataxin-1-like
Exons: 3
Coding region: 7684-9420 (578 amino acids)
Biological process (GO): regulation of DNA-templated transcription
Molecular function (GO): RNA binding; protein binding
Source: RefSeq, a predicted model, not a curated record